Scylla paramamosain (green mud crab) is the source of this 2955-nucleotide messenger RNA. RefSeq names its product intraflagellar transport protein 74 homolog. Lineage: Eukaryota; Metazoa; Arthropoda; Malacostraca; Decapoda; Portunidae. Gene Ontology annotation, biological process: cilium assembly; intraciliary transport involved in cilium assembly. Gene Ontology annotation, molecular function: beta-tubulin binding. The transcript has 13 exons. The record is from RefSeq and is a predicted model, not a curated record. Gene Ontology annotation, cellular component: cilium; intraciliary transport particle B; centrosome. Bases 147 to 2051 code for a protein of 634 amino acids.
AUCAGGAAUAGUUGAAUAACCGGAUGACAGCCGAACGUUGCCAUGGUAACCUGGAGAUCAACAAACAACAUUCCAGAGGGGCGGUAAAGACGUAGCGGGGCUCGACUGUUGCUGUCAUUCGCAAGUACAACACUAGACAAGCACCAAUGGCAGAAAGACCCGUGACCCGAGGCAGGGAAGGCACGGAAAGGCCACUCUCCCGCUCAGUCAUCAUGGACCGGCCAGACACUCGUCACUCCUCUGCCUUUGGUGACAGGCCUACCACUCGCAUGAGUGAGGGCAUGAGCCGCCCUACCACCUCAGGCCGCCCAGUCACAGCCCGUCCUGUGAGUGCUGCACUGCGGGGGGCACCAGGCACAGCCUCUCGGCUCCUUUCCACUGCCAGUCUACAACGGCCUGGCACUCGCACUGGUGUGGCCACUGGCAUAGGCUUCACCACACCUAUCAAUGUGCUGGACCGACCCAUCACUCAGCAGGGCCUUAGUGGCAUGAAGACAGGCUUCCGAGGACCAGAGCGUCAGGUUCAGGACAAGAGUUACUUUUUGGGAUUGUUGAGGACACGGAUUGCAGAGCUGGGAACAGAAAUGGGACGGCUGGGCUCUGAGAUUGAACUCAUGAAGCAGGAACAGAGCACUUUCCUCACCUAUGACAAGAGAGUCAAAGAGAUGGCUCAGGAGCUUACCGAGUUGCAAGGAGGACUGGCUGACUACAACCUUCUUGUGGAUCUCAUCAACACUGAUACUGAGCGUGAUGAGGUAGAUAUGGAGACCAAGGAGCGGCGCCAAUCCAACCAGGAGGAGGCUGAGAAGUUGGAUGUUCUAUUUACUCGCAAGCAAGACCUUGAGGCCACCAUGAGGCAGCUUGAGAAUGAAAUUGAGGAGGAACGUCAUGCAGGAGAAAGUCUAGUGGAGGCCAUGCAGCCAAACCUACGCCAGAAGUACCUGAAUGUGCGUGCUGCCAACACAUCCCUCCUUCAGCACCUUGACAUCAUGCAACAUGAACUGGAUUCCCUUGAUGCCCGCAAGGCUGCACUUGAAGAUGAACUGGCUACUUCCAAGGUGAAGCAGGAGGCAGUGGUGCUGUAUGGUCGGUUGGCAGAGCUACAGGAGAAGAAAAAUGAGAUAAUAACACAGAACCAGCAAAGAGGCACCCCUAAGGAGGAGAGGGAAAGACUUCUGCAGCAGGUUAAAGAGGAUAACUCUGAAAUUGCCACAAUGGAGCGACAAAUAAGUGAAGUACAGGAGCAGAUUCGGCAGCUACAGGAUGAAUGUCAGCAACUGGACCAGGAACUGGAUGAGAACAAGAGCGAAAGAAGUCAGAAAUACCGAGAACUAAGGAAAAGAGAGGAAACAAUGGACAACUUUCUGGCCACCUUUGAAGCAAGCAAGAAGGAGGAGUUGAGUCGCCUGGAGGUACUGGAGAAUAACAAUGUGGCUCUUCUGGGAAAGCUCUCACGACACCUGGCCCACUUAAAACAACUACCAAGCUCCAGUGAGUUUGAAAUCAUGAGGUCUGAUCUGGCCUUUAAAGAAGGUGAGUUGGAGAAGUCCAAGUUCACAGAGGAGGGUCUCAAGAGUGAGAACCUCAACCUCCAGGCCAACCUCCAAAAGAUAGAGGCACUGGAGACAAAAGUGCAGAAAGAAAUGGAGGAUCUAAAGGAAAAACUGGCCAAGAUGACCCAAGAGAUAAAUGAGUAUUCUGACUUAGAUGGACUGAAAGCCAGAGCUGAUGAGCGGCGUAGACAGUUGGCACAGGAAAAAGAGCAACUAGAAACCAAGAAAACUUCCAUUACACAGUCUUUGCGGGAAAUAAAUACUGCAGUGUCUACUCUUAAGAACCAGUUACAUGAAAAUGAGACUCAUACACAAUUAACCAACCUAGAAAAGAAAUGGAGUCAUCUGGAACAAACUAACUUCAGCCUGCGUGAGUUUGUGGCACAACGCAGGGCAGAGUCCAAUUAUUUGCCAGUGAAGACUCAAGCCAUGAAGUUAGUGCAAGAAUACAACCAUGCUCUACAAGAAGUGGUGUUGAGUGGAUCCUCCCUUACAUGAAUUUUUGUGUUCUGUAAGUUAUUUGUGAAAUUUUGAGUUGAAAAUGAUGACACUUUUUGAAGAUGUGGUGCUAUGGGUAUUUGCAAUUGUACAUGGUAAUUUGUUUAUGUAAACAGAAACACAGCACAGGUGGUGCAACAUAGAAUUUAAUGUUUUUUUGCUGGAGUAGUUGUCUAAGAGACAAGAAUGUUAGUGACAUUACUAUAUUACUAAAGAAAUUGUUAUCACAUUGAAAGAAUACUGUCACUUUUCAUAAUUAGAUUUCACAAAGAAAACAGUUUUUUCUUUGAUUGUAUAUGCUCUGUUGAACUGCAAUAAACAUCCAGUCUCUGCCAGCAAAAAUAAAUGGCUAUUAGUAAUGGUGCCUCCCUCCUGUGAGUGUUAUAUAUGAAGUCCACAUGGUGUGGUAUUAACUCUGAUUCAAGAGAUUGCCACUCAGUUAUCACAAUCAUGCAGCCAUUGCUUUUCAUCUACUAGUAUCUACUAUUCAUUAUUCACAUUUAAAAGAAAAAGCUCUCUAUAUGGUUAAUCACCCAGGUUGACAGCACCACAAAAUGUUGCAAAGUGGUGGGUGAUGGGAUCACCAUGUCUCCACACUAAAGAUGUGAAGGAAUGCCAAUGAAUGUGGUCAUGAAGUAUGCAUAUAGACCAACUGUUUUAUCUUUUCAUCUCUUAAAGGUGAUGCUGACUUGGUAUACAGAGACAUAGAUAGAAAAUUAAAUAGUGAAGUUAUUACUUAUGAAUUAUGAUAAAUUUUCAUUAUCAUAGGACCAAGCACUUGCAGGUAUGAGAAACUGUAACGAUAAUGACAAUGAAAAUUAUCUCCCUAUUCAGUCAUGAUUAUUUAUAAGACUUUUAAAACCAAUUUUUUCUAAAAUGAAUAAAUUAAAGUGAAAAUAAUAAA